This is a messenger RNA of Jaculus jaculus (lesser Egyptian jerboa), 2295 nucleotides long. It is a transcript of the gene Nkiras2, whose product is annotated as NFKB inhibitor interacting Ras like 2. The record is from RefSeq and is a predicted model, not a curated record. The transcript has 4 exons. Gene Ontology annotation, molecular function: GTP binding; GTPase activity. Gene Ontology annotation, biological process: canonical NF-kappaB signal transduction. Lineage: Eukaryota; Metazoa; Chordata; Mammalia; Rodentia; Dipodidae. The coding region runs from base 349 to 924 and encodes 191 amino acids.
GGAACUUAGAUUUGGAAGUUUGCCUUUGGAGAGAUCUCUAUCUGCGAGCUCUUCGGAGACUUUCUGAGUCUGGGCUUUUUGUCUGUCAGUCCAAGGGCAACUGAAUGUAUCUCCUUUUCAGAGCCUUUUCCCCUUAGAUUCCUUCAAUUUUUUGUCUGUCUGUUGUCCUUUAUUGUGCCCAUUAAUUUGACUAGGAAUUUAUACAAAUAAGUCACUCAAGAAAGCAAAUUAUCCGGGCGUGUUGGCGCAUGCCUUUAAUCCCAGCACUUGGGAGGCAGAGAUAGGAGGAUCACCGUGAGUUCGAGGCCACCCUGAGCCUCCUAGUGAAUUCCAGGUUGAAGGCUAAGCAUGGGGAAGAGCUGCAAGGUGGUCGUGUGUGGCCAGGCAUCUGUGGGCAAAACCUCAAUCCUGGAGCAGCUCCUGUAUGGGAACCAUGUGGUGGGUUCUGAGAUGAUUGAGACCCAGGAGGACAUCUACGUGGGCUCCAUUGAGACGGACCGGGGAGUGCGGGAGCAGGUGCGGUUCUACGAUACCCGGGGCCUUCGAGAUGGCGCUGAGCUGCCCCGGCACUGCUUCUCCUGCACUGACGGCUACGUCCUGGUCUACAGCACGGAUAGCCGAGAGUCCUUCCAGCGCGUGGAGCUGCUCAAGAAGGAGAUCGAUAAGUCCAAAGAUAAGAAGGAGGUCACCAUCGUGGUCCUUGGCAACAAGUGUGACCUGCAGGAGCAGCGGCGUGUAGACCCAGAUGUGGCUCAACACUGGGCCAAGUCAGAGAAGGUGAAGCUGUGGGAGGUGUCGGUGGCUGAUCGCCGCUCCCUCCUGGAGCCCUUUGUCUACUUGGCCAGCAAGAUGACCCAGCCCCAAAGCAAGUCUGCCUUCCCUCUCAGCCGCAAGAACAAGGGCAGUGGCUCCAUGGAUGGCUGAAGAACUGCCCUUCAUCUAACUCCCUUCCUUGUUCCAGCUUAGGGGUCCCUGGAGGAUUGGGUUGAGAGCAAGGGGUGCAUAGGCAAGCUGUCCUUCCCAGUGAUUAGGGCGGCUCCCCUGUAGGCCAGGCAGCUGGGCUGACCCAGGCCACCGUCACUCUUGUUCCCUCUCAACUCUCAAGAAGUUCAAAGACUCUUGAUUGCUGCCCUUCCCCACAGCCUCCCAUAAUACUCCCCAUCUUACCCCACCUUACAUAUUAUCUGCACUGUCACCUAGAGCAUCUAUGGGUCAGUGUCCCUUCCCUCUGCCUGGAGCAGAAAGUAGAACUGGCAUUCUGAAGCGCCCAGCCCAGGGUGUGCUUCCUACUAUAGGGCUCCCAACUCUGACCAUCCUGCUGGUCACACACUUGUGGCACCAGCCUGGGCUUGAGAAAAGACAACCAGGUAUUGUGAGUGCAGUGUGUGCUUGCUGGCCUUAAGGUCAGCUCCCCACCCUGACCUUCCUUUGAAAAGCCAGCCUCCUGGGAAUGGCCUUUUCUGUUUGAACUCCACCCUUCUCCCAACUGUUUUGCUUCCUCUUCCUGCUCUGGGAGCAGGUGGGCCUCACUGAUUGAGGUGGAGUGGAAUGAUGAUGGGCUGAGUCACCAGCUGACUUUGUGACCAGCAAGGCCAUUCCCCUCUGAGUGUCGGUUUUCUCAUCUGUAAAUUUACAAGAGUUGCUCAGAAGAUGUAGAUCCUUUGCAGCUCUGAUUUUCUGAAGUCCAUGGCUUAAAUAGCUUGUGGCUGUCCUCCCUGUUUUUCCCUCUUCAAGGUGCUAUGCCUACCAGCCCUGGAGGCUGGGCAUGCCUCUCCUCCCAGCCUCCUGGGGGCAGGAGUGCACUCCGUUCUCAGUGGCUGCAGUUGCCUUGCUCAGUGAGCAGCUGUGGACCUGGUCUCCAUCCCUCCCUCUGGUUGUUUUAAUGGCUAAUAGCUGGACUUAUGUUUAAAUUAUCCGUAUUUAUAUACCUGCUGCCCUGGUGGAGGCGGAACAAGGUGCUUCUCCAGCCCUUUUUUACCUCAGAUGCCUGCACAGAACCAAGUACACCAAUAGCUGCUUCCUAGGAGCAGACAGGCCUCAGAAAGGUGGGGUACCCAGGCACAAAUGCCACCAAGUGAGCUUAUAACCUACAACUUCUCUAACGUGCACACCUAGCAUGGGUGAGACACUACAGCCAGACCAGCCCCGCGACCCACCCUUACUCCCCAGAGCCGGUGAGCGGUGGCGGGCACCGAGGGCUGGGCAGGGAGAGUCAGGGCGCUACACAGCUCCAGCUCAAAGUUCAUUUAUUGAUGUGUUGAACACAAUAAAACCACAACUGCUGUUAUCACAAAA